Messenger RNA from Oryzias latipes (Japanese medaka), 1699 nucleotides. It is a transcript of the gene ccdc112, whose product is annotated as coiled-coil domain containing 112. NCBI's taxonomy places the organism in Eukaryota, Metazoa, Chordata, Actinopteri, Beloniformes, Adrianichthyidae. The record is from RefSeq and is a predicted model, not a curated record.
CCCCCUUUUGUUGGUACUUGUUGUCAAAAGGUUUUUAAAUAAAGUUUGCUUUGGCUCAGACUCACGUGAACAUGGCUGUCCUAGCAACCUGUGGUUUUGACAACGAACUGUUCUCGGAGGAAGAAGAACCAAGUGUCCAGCAUGGAUGUGCCUCAGCAGCCUGUGACAGAGUGGACAACUCUGGGCGCAAACAGACAAUUGUGCUGUUUCUGCGGGAAGCUGAGAAGAACAGAAGACUGAUUGAAAAGUUGGAGAACGAGAGCACACUGAAGUGCAAAAAGUAUGGCUUGACAGAAGUAUGUGGAAAUCUUGAGGAGUAUGAGGACAGACUGGAGAAGGAGAGAAAUGCUGAAAGGGCGAGUCUUCAAAAGCAACUCGUGAAAAUUCAGAAGGAUGUGCAAAAGUUCCAGCAUCAUCUAAUUGAUGUGAAACCAACUCCAGAGUUGAUUGAACGGCUUAAAGACAUCAUGUCGGAUGUGGAAACCUCAAUAAAUCAUCUAAAGGAGGAGCAGCGCUCAUGUUUUGAGAAGUAUUUGAAGGAGGAGAUGAUAGUCCGACUGGAGAUCUCUGCUUAUGAAAAGAAAAUUGAAAACUGGAGCCUUACUGUAAAGUUGAACCCUAAAUUACCAUCAGCCCCCACUACUAAGAUCAAACUCCACAACAGAGACCUCCCAGCAGAGGUCAGAGCACCAGAGGAUUUCCUGCAGAAGACUGGAGGUCCUUACGGAGGAUGGGAUCAAUGUGACCACCAAGUCUUUUUAAGAAUCUGGACGAAGCACCGUGGACAAACGUCCUACAGGAACGAGGCCAAACUGCACCUACCAGACAAAACAGCGGAGGAGAUAAAACGGCACGAGUGCUGGCAUCUGGAGCUGCUCUCACUUCAGGAAAAGAAGAAAAAAGCAAUCCAGCUUUGGAAAGCCAGUAAACGACAAGAACAUCAAAUUAGGAAACACAGCCAAGAGGAAACUGAACAAGCACAAAGAGCAGAGGAGGAGGCUCGGAUCCUGGCUGACAGGCACAGGACUACAGAAGAAAGGAAGGAAGUAGCACGGCAACUGGAGAAGUGGAGGGAAGAGAAGAAAAGGAAAGAGGAACAAGAAGAGGAACAGAGAGUUGCGAAGGAGAUUCAAAGAAGAAAACUGGAGGAGGAGAACUGUCGUCGGCAGAAGGAGGUGAAACUAGCCUUAGUAGAGCAGCUGAAAAUAAGGAGAGAGAUGGAGGCUGUAGGAGCGAAGACAAGGAGAGAGGAGGAACGGAGAGAAAUGGAGGAGAGAGGAAGAGAGGCUGCAAAGGUCAUCAAACAAUUCCAGGAAAGGGAUCUUCGCAAGGUGGAAGCAAAGCUGCACGAAAAACAUCUGAGAGAAAAAGAAGAGGUGGAGAGACGAGAACAAAUUGCUGCCAAACUAAAAGAGAAGGUUAAUGAACAUAUCAGCAGAGACCCCUCCAGGUUAAUUCGCCCCACUAAAGGUUGGCAGGAGCGAAUGAAACACAUUGGGCCAUCAGGAGGAGGACCUCUCCUUCAAAUGUUUCAUCGAGCUGUUCCUACUUGGAGGCAAGGUCUGUGAGGAUCUUGGCCUUACAGAGGAAUCCACUUCAUUUAAAUACAAUUUUAAGGAUCUGUAAAUGGGAAAAAUCUUCAUUUUGCACAUUUAAGAUGUUCAUUCAAAUAAAAUAUGUUAUAAUUGCAUCAUUAGUA